AGGUCCCGGCCAGUGGCGCGGCGCGCUGUUUCCAGGCAUUGUGACAUCACCGCGCCGUGUGCCGCCCCCCGCGAUAAAAGCGGCGUCCCCGCGGCGGGGAGGGCGCAGUGAGCGGUUGUUCGGCUGCGGAGCGGCUCACGGCGGCACCGGCUCGCGGCAGCAGCGCAGGAUUCAGCGCGCAGCGCGAUCGGCACCAGCGCGUCCCCCGUCCCUAAGCGGUGAGUGAAGAGACAUGGCCCGUACAAAGCAGACCGCCCGCAAGUCCACCGGGGGCAAGGCCCCGCGCAAGCAGCUCGCCACCAAGGCGGCCCGCAAGAGCGCUCCCUCUACCGGUGGCGUCAAGAAGCCCCAUCGCUACAGGCCGGGCACUGUCGCCCUCCGCGAGAUCCGCCGUUACCAGAAGUCUACGGAGCUCCUGAUCCGCAAGCUGCCCUUCCAGCGGCUGGUCAGGGAAAUCGCCCAAGACUUCAAAACAGACUUGAGGUUCCAGAGUGCGGCCAUUGGGGCCCUGCAGGAGGCCAGUGAAGCGUAUCUGGUGGGUCUGUUUGAAGACACAAACCUGUGCGCCAUCCAUGCCAAGAGAGUCACCAUCAUGCCCAAAGAUAUCCAGUUGGCUCGCAGGAUACGGGGGGAGAGGGCUUAAGUGAAGGCUGUUUUUAUGGUGUUUUGUAGUAAAUUCUGUAAAAUACUUUGGUUUUAAUUUGUGACUUUUUUUGUAAGAAAUUGUUUAUAAUAUGUUGCAUUUGUACUUAAGUCAUUCCAUCUUUCACUCAGGAUGAAUGCUAAAAGUGACUGUUCACAUAAACCUCAGUGAUGUUGAGCCUUGUUGCUCAGGAGUGACAAGUUGCUAAUAUGCAGAAGGGAUGGGUGAUCUUUCUUGCUUCUCAUGCAUGUUUCUGUAUGUUAAUGACUUGUUGGGUAGCUAAACUUGUAAGGUACUAGAAUUGAUAUAAAUGUGUACAGGGUCCUUUUGCAAUAAAACUGGUUAUGACUUGA
This is a messenger RNA of Colius striatus (speckled mousebird), 996 nucleotides long. RefSeq names its product histone H3.3A. Gene Ontology annotation, molecular function: structural constituent of chromatin; DNA binding; protein heterodimerization activity. The coding region runs from base 233 to 643 and encodes 136 amino acids. Lineage: Eukaryota; Metazoa; Chordata; Aves; Coliiformes; Coliidae. Gene Ontology annotation, cellular component: nucleosome. The transcript is spliced from 4 exons. The record is from RefSeq and is a predicted model, not a curated record.